Helianthus annuus (common sunflower) is the source of this 2290-nucleotide messenger RNA. Its product is annotated as kinesin-like protein KIN-10C. Bases 166 to 2052 code for a protein of 628 amino acids. Gene Ontology annotation, molecular function: microtubule motor activity; microtubule binding; ATP binding. The transcript is spliced from 17 exons. NCBI's taxonomy places the organism in Eukaryota, Viridiplantae, Streptophyta, Magnoliopsida, Asterales, Asteraceae. Gene Ontology annotation, biological process: mitotic spindle organization; microtubule-based movement. The record is from RefSeq and is a predicted model, not a curated record.
GAGCGUGGAGCGUAUAGAGCAAUUUCAAAUACACAACGGUUAGUCCGUCUUCCACACGCUUCUUCUCCAUCUCAAAUUCUCAAUUUCUAACGGUUACCUUUCUCAAUUCUCACUCAUCUUCCGCACGCUACUUCUCGCACCUCAAUUUCUAACACUCAGAGUAAUAUGGCUAUGGCUUCUUCCUCAAGAACUCAAACUAAACCUAGCUCAGUUAGCGGAAAAGUCCGGGUUGUUGCGAGAAUUCGAGGCCUUAGGGAUCAGGAACUGACGUCUUCGUUGUCUAUAACGUCUGUUUGUAAAGCCGGUGAUGGUGAACGUCCUGAGAGGGUUACGGUUUCGUUUGAUGAUCCAACAUCUAGCCGUAAAAACGAGUUUGACGUGGACCAUUGUUAUCAUCAGAAUGAUGAUAAUACUGUUGUAUUCUCAAAGGAGAUUAAGCCUCAAAUUGCAAGGGUUUUUGAUGGUGAAAGCUCAACUUUUAUUGCAUUCGGAGCCCGAGGCAGUGGAAAGACAUCCAUGAUCCAGGGUUCUGAAGAUAAUCCAGGUUUGGGAAUGGUGGCAAUGAGUGAAAUUCUCAAAACUCUGGGAGAAAGGCAUGCAGUUGCAGUAUCAAUUUAUGAAGUUUUUCACAAUCAUGUUUAUGAUGUAUUAGAUCCUAAGAAUCCCGUGGUUCAAGUACUAGAAGAUGCUCAAGGAAAAAUAAUGCUUAAAGGGCUUUCAAAGGUACGAGUGAAAUCCAUACAAGAAUUUCAAAAGUUAUAUAUAUGUGGGUCAACUUCAAACAAAUCAACACAAAAUAUGACAUUUGAGUUGUCACAAAGAAGUCAUAAAGCUCUAAUGAUACACAUUUUAGCUUGUAAUGAAGGAGGAAACUCAACAUGCAUCGGAAAGAUGAACUUUAUUGACUUAGCAGGUUAUGAAAAUGCAAGGAGAAAUAGCAUAGAUACAACAAACUUUAUUGAGGCUACACAUAUCAACAAGUCUUUGAACGCAUUGCUUAACGUUAUUCAUGCUGUCAAUGCCAAUGAGACACGUGUCCCUUAUCGAGAAAGCAAACUUGCCAGAGUGCUACAAGAUUCUCUUGGAGGAAAUAAUCAUAUCUCCGUGAUCGUUUGCUUGAACCCAUAUCAUUGCCCAGAUACUCUUCAUGCGAUUACUUUAGCUUCACGGUUGAAAAAUAUAAAACCUGUAUCCGUGUUAUCCUCUUCUAAAAAGAAAUGUUCAAGCUCUCGUGUCCCGUUAUCCGCAAAUAAAGCCAAUUCUAGUGUGUCUGUGUUCUCUACGACAAAAAAACAAACCAACUCUCGGUUGCCUUUGUCUGCAAAGAAAACCAAUGUUAUGCUAAAGGGAAGGAAUCUUUUUGAUGGCACGGAAGAAGCAAAUGGUAUUACGGAGCAACCAUUGAGCAAGGAAAAAUGCACAUCAGAUGGUGCUUUAUUGUGCUUAGAUGUGAAAGACACUCCUUCAACCAUUUUGGCUUCUUCACAAGAGGAGAUUCCUGAAUUAGAUGCUAAACAAGAGAUGGUGUCACUUGAAUUGAAAAAUGAGGAUGUUUCAGUAAAGUCACAAAGCAAUUGUGGAGAAAUUCUUGAUCCUGUUAAUGGUGAUAACACAGAGAAGGAGACUAAGCACUUGCCUGUGAAUGAAAGUCAAUCACCAUCACUAACUGCCCGUUUGAAAGAAUUGCGUCAGAAUUUAGUUAGCUGUUCAACUCCUUUGUCUGUAAUCAUGCCCCAUGAUCCUGAACCAAAAACACCCAUAACUACACAUAAAUUGGAACUUUCGAAUUGUCAAUCUGGAACAUUUAGCAAGCAUAACUCAGGGAUGAAGCAAUCACUUGUUCAGGAUUAUUUGCAAUUCUUGAAUUCAGCUAGCAAGGAUGAUUUGAAAGGAAUACCGGGCAUUGGAGAGAAAAGAGCUGCGUACAUUCUUGAACUUCGUGAAGAUUCUCCGGAACCUUUUAAAAGCCUUGAUGACUUACAGGACAUUGGUCUUUCAGCAAAACAGGUCAAGACCAUGAUGAAAAAGGCUGCUGCUCAUCUUUUUAGCUAGGUGGUGUGUUGUCAACAAUAUAUCUCAUAUUCGGUAUUCCUAUAUAUAGAGCGAAAUGUUAAAACCUGUUUGUGUCCCAUGGUGUUUGGUGCAUUGUUUGAUGUGCACCCCUGAGAUGGUCUACUUAAUCUUAUUGUCGGUAUAUGCAUGUUCAUAUGUCUGUUUGAAUCAACAUUUAACGGUAUACAAACUUUUAAGUGUAAUUUUGGUUAUUCAUAUAUGUCUCAAAUGGUGGGAA